CGUGCACGCUCCCGAAAGCCGGAGCGCUCCUUACUUCACUCUCAUUCCUCUCCUCCUCCCGGCAGCAUCCAGAACCACAGCGGAAGCAUCCCCAUCACUCUUUGCCUCUCCUCCUCCUUUUUCUCUCUCACCACCAGACCUCUCUCCACUGCGUCUCUCACCCAUUUGCUCCCCGCCCCCCUCCACCUACCCAGCUCGGUCCCUCUCACUCCUCUGACGCACGACAGGCAAACGGACCCAAGAAAGCGAGACACCCAAAAAAAUAAGGGGGAAAAAAAGAAAAGUAAAGGGAGGAAAAAAGACAGCAGCUGACCCAGCCGUCAUUAUGAUCCACAGGCUAUUGGCACUUGGGCACAGGACAGAGACGCGGUCCUGAAACCAAGGGGAGGACACUCUCACCCGGCUACACUGCUGUUGAGUGCUCGCCCGGGGGACGGCAACGGCGGCGGCGGCGGAGGAGGAGGAGGAGGAGGAGGAGGAGGAGGAGGGAGGAAGAGGAAGCGGACGGGCACAAGUCAAGGGCUUGCAUUUUAAGUAAACUGUUUAUAAAAAAGACUAGGAAGAAAGGUAGAGAGUCAAAGUCACCCGAGAGCCGGAGAGGGAAAGAUUGCAUUCCCAUCACGUCUUCAAUCCUCUCUUUUGCCUCAGCCGCUGAGCGAGGGUGAGAGAAAGAGAGCGAUAGAGGGAGUGAGAGAGAGAGAGAGAGAGAGAGAGACUGAGACAGAGGGAGGGAAAGAGAGAGCGAGAUCUAACAAGAUUCACACUUGUGCUCUUUUCCCCCCUGAUGCUGUCCAACUGCGGUACGAAACUAAGCCCGGCAUUGGAUGGUGAGAUGGGACGCACCGGGCAAUAACAGAACACAUCGCUGGAGGAUAUGUGAAGUUGGAAUCCCACUAAACUAAUGCUGUGAAGUGGCUCUGUCCCUGGAGCCGAGACUUCAUCCCUUUGGUGUCAGCGAGGAUGCUGUGGGUUACCUUGCUGAGCACCAUAGCCUUAGGAUGGACCACCCCGAUCCCACUACUAGAGGACUCCGAGGAGAUCGACGAGCCGUGCUUUGAGCCCUGCUACUGUGAGGUCAAGGAGGGCAUCUUCCAUGUCCACUGUGACAGCAAAGGAUUUACAAAUGUCAGCCAGAUCUCCCAGAUAUGGAGCAGGCCGUUCAAACUCAACCUGCAGAGAAACUCCAUGAGGAAGCUUUACUUUAACAGCUUCCUCCAUCUCAACAAUGCCAUAUCCAUUAACCUGGGUAAUAACGCCUUGCAAGAUAUCCACGCGGGAGCGUUUAAUGGCUUAGGAAUACUCAAGCGGCUGUUCCUGCAUGAAAACAAACUAGAAGUUUUCCGGAAUGACACUUUUCUGGGGUUGGAGAGUUUAGAGUAUCUCCAGGCGGACUACAACGUCAUCAAACGGAUUGAAAGUGGUGCAUUCCGGCAUCUUCACAAAUUGAGAGUGCUCAUACUAAAUGACAAUCUGAUUCCCAUGCUCCCAAAUUAUCUUUUCCGAUCCAUCUCACUAACACACCUGGACCUGAGAGGAAACAGACUAAAAAAUUUGCCGUAUAAGGGCACUCUCGAGUACGUUGGAAGGAACCUAAUGGAAAUCCAGCUGGAGGAGAACCCCUGGAACUGUGUGUGUGAGAUUGUCCAGUUAAAAACUUGGCUGGAGCGAAUUCCUUAUACAGCUUUGGUAGGUGAGAUCACAUGCGAGUACCCAUUCCAUUUACAUGGCAAGGACUUACGGGAAAUCAAGCGCAGUGAGCUCUGUCCGCUGCUCUCAGAUGCAGAGAUUGAGGCCAAGCUGGCAAUUCCCCGGAUCCCAUUCAGCAAUGAGAACACAUGGCCUACUAAACCUUCCUCCAUGCUCUCGUCUUUUCACAACACAGCCUCUUCUGUGGAAUACAAGGAAAGAGUUGUCAAGCCCACCAAACGACCUCGGCCCACAAAGAACCCUCCAACCGCUCAUAGCAACUAUCCAGGCAUCAACCAGCCCCCUGUUGCGGGCUACCAAACAAGGCCUCCCAUCCCAAUCAUUUGUCCAUCCGGAUGUACAUGCAACCUUCACAUCAAUGACCUGGGGCUAACAGUGAACUGUAAAGAGAAAGGCUUUCACAACAUCUCCGAGCUCCUCCCACGGCCUGUCAAUGCCAAGAAAUUAUAUCUUAGUGGGAACUUAAUACAGAAAAUAUACCGAUCUGACUUCUGGAACUUCUCAAGUUUGGAUUUACUGCAUUUAGGGAAUAAUCGGAUAUCUUAUGUCCAAGAAGGCGCCUUUAUCAACCUGCCUAGUUUGAAAAGUCUAUAUCUGAAUGGAAACGACAUUGAGAGACUCACCCCUGGGAUGUUUCGGGGGCUUCAGAUGUUGAGGUUUCUUUACUUUGAGUACAAUGUGAUACGUGAGAUACAACCCAACUCCUUCUCCCUGAUGCCAAACCUCGAGCUGGUUUUUCUCAAUGACAACCUGUUACGCUCCCUUCCCAAUGGCGCAUUUGCUGGCACCAAUCUUGCACGCCUCAACCUCAGAAACAACUACUUCAUUUCCAUGCCCGUCCGUGGAGUUCUGGAGCAUCUAACCUCCAUUGUUAAGAUCGAUCUUUAUCAGAACCCCUGGGACUGCUCCUGCGAUAUCGCCCCCCUCAAGCAGUGGCUGGAAAAGCUGUCUUCUGUGAUUGUGGUGGGAGACGUCAUCUGCAAGACACCAGAAUUCGCGUUUGGCAAGGACCUGCGAUCGCUUGAGGUUGAGGUCAUCUGUCCUGAGCUCAAGUAUUCUUCAAGCCCCUCCCCCCCACUGCCUGGUAGGGACGACUCCACCACAAAGAGCUCCGAGAUGGGCGAAGCCGGUGGGAGAGGCGCUGUCCCACUGUCCGUCCUCAUUCUCAGCCUACUCAUCCUCUUCAUCUCUGCCGUGUUUGUUGCUGCCGGGCUUUUCGCCUUUGUUCUUCGUCGCAGGAAGAACCUUCCUUUCCGGAAACGUUCCGAGGUAGAUCUGACCGGGAUCCAAAUGCAAUGCAGGAUUUUCGAGGACCCACCGAGGCAGAGCUGCGCUGGUAACACUGGCACCCCAGAAAAAACGACCCCUAGUAUGCACACUCACUCUCACGCUGGUCACACACAUGCCCAUGGUCACGUUUAUGACUACAUUCCCCAUCCGGUGACGCAGAUGUGUAACAACCCCAUCUAUAAGCCUAGAGAGGGGGAGAUAGCAGAGGAAGACAGAGCGCAGUUUCAAGAGAAGAAAGACAGUGGCAACAGUAGCAGCAGUAACUACAGGACAUUAUUAGAGAAGGAGAGAGAGUGGACCCUGGCCGUCUCUAACUCUCAACUCAACACCAUCGUCACAGUUAACCACUCCACGGCUGACAUGGCAGCAUUUCACGAGAACGGAGGGCUAUGCCACACAGUAAUUGACAGUCAGAGGCCCACACCAACAGUGGGCUUUGUAGACUGUUUGUAUGGGACAGUGCCCAAACUAAAGGACAUGCAUGUGGCGCAUGCGCACCCACCAGGCAUGCAGUACCCGGAUUUGCAGCAGGACGCACGGCUGAAGGAGACAUUGCUUUUCACAGCGGGGAAAGGCUGCUACCCCGACCAGUCCCAAAGCGAUUACCUCGAGUUAAGGGCCAAACUUCAAACCAAGCCUGAUUACCUCGAAGUUUUGGAAAAAUCCUACCGGUUUUAACAUCUCUCUCACAUGAAGAACAAAAACAAAAACACAAAAUCAACACAUUUACUUUGUCACCCCGAAAACAAACAUCACCCCAAACCAACAUAACAAAAUACAAACAAGAACAGCAUGUUAUGAAAUAAAAUAUAUUACAGUUACAAAGUUUCCCCCCCAAAAUCACUUUGGAGGAGAGGCCAUUCUCAGAUAUUUCAAUGAAGUGCCUUUUUUUCAGAGUAGCCAGCAAUGUCAACAGCCGUUAUUUUUAUAACAUAUAAAUAUCUCUAUAUGCCCGACAAAGAGCAGAAGAGGAACGAGAGGGGCGCCGGGAAAUAAAACAUAUAAAACAUCCUAAAAUACAUCUGUCUCUAUAACCCCUUUUCAUGGAGUUAACAUGAUGCCCACCAAGCACGGGAGCUGGACGUCUCCCUGACUUUGGGGUUUCUUUCUGUACACUUUAACCCCUGACUAGGAUGUACGACCACCCGGAGGCCAUGCACAUGGAGUUUGUAGGAAAUAAUCGAAAGAGAGAGAGAAAAAAAAAAAAAAGUAUAUUAAAAUGAACUGCAGUUUGCUGCAUGCACUUGCUUCAGUGCAGGAAGCGAGGGGAUUUACUCACAUCACAUCAUGAACAGAGAUACUGUAACACAUUUACAGUUCAGUGUUCUAUUUAAUUUUUAUAUCUUAUUAAUAUGGUUAUUACGAUUAAUGAGGACUUCCGUCUAUAUCAGGGUGCUUCUCGUAAAAAAAAAAGGAUGCGCCGAGGCACGGAUGGUAAAACAUUUGUGAAUAUUAUUAUAAGACAACGCUCAAGGUUUUCUGGAUAUUUCCCUGCACUUUGUUGAUGCCCCUUCCAUUGCUUCUGGAUUCCCCAUCGUCACCCACUAACGGCUUUGUAGGAGGCACUUUUAAUGUUUUCUCUCUCACAAAGAUUUGAAGAUUUGAAAAAUGUGCAUAUAUUUAUUCUGUAAUUUCAGUGAAGAAUUUAAUUGUAAAGGUAAUGUUAAAUCAAUGUAUAGUGAUUAUGCGUCUGGUAUAGCCUUCUUAAUAAAAACAAACUCUUCAAUCACAUGUUGAAAGGGUGGAUGCCACGGGAACUUGUGUGUAGAGGGUUGUGUAUUUGGUGUCUUGUUAAUGGCUGGCCAAAAAUCAAGAGGUAAUGCUGCUGGGGAUGAGAUACGAGCUAGAGGACCAAUAGUGAGUGCUAGACAGGAAUGUUGCAGAGGGAAAUAACAUUACAACUGAAUAUGAAUACUUUUUAUUUUCAAAUUAGUACCAGGUUUAUUUCUCUCAUAGGAACAAGGGUCAAUUAAAGCGGCAAAAAUGUUUUUUGGUUUAGUUAUCUAAAAAAUAUAAUAUUUUUCUGUUUGUAGGUAGUUUGUCCUAUGACCCUUACCAAAUGGAUAUCACAGUGUGCUAUUUGUAUGCGCCGCUUUAUAACUUGUCCUAUAGGACAUAAUGAAGGCAAAAGAAUUCAGCUGGUUUUAAAGUUGAUUGUUUGACGGGAUAUACCAAAUCAGUGCAGCGCGCUGCAAUUUGAAUUAUCUUAACGGGUAUUGCUGAUGACGGUCAAUAACCAGUAAUUGAAAAGGCGAAUGAAAACACGAUCGAGUGUCGCUCUUUGAAUUUGCACAUCUAAUUUCUGAUCCCUUCCACGGUAGCAAUGUGGAGAUAUUCCACAGGAGGGCGAUAAAAAGGCUUUCAGUCAUUGGGCAUUUAGUAGAUUGGAUGCAGUUAUGAUGUUUGCACAAAAUGCUUAUUCUAAGAGAUUAUUCAUAUGUCUCAUUUAAGUAUGAUAUUUUUUUCCAAUAUAUAGAUGUAAAAAAAAAUGGCAUAAGAAUUUUAUCCAUUAUCAGUUUAAUCUGUUUAAUGCUUUCUUUACCUUUCUUCUUUAUUGCUUUUUUUCAAACAUAUUGACAUGAAAAUGGCCAACUAAAAAUGAAGCAUUAUCUUGAAAAAACAAGAAAUCUUGAGAGGGAUGACUAUCACGUGAACAGUUUUUUAACCCUCAACAGUCUCUUUCACGACACAUAUUGAUUGUAUAACUUUUUUGCUGUUAUUUUUGGAUAAGUCUGAUUUAUUUAUGGGACCAAAUAUUACACAAAAAAGGUUUGAGCAGCUGGGAGUAAAUUUGGUUUUGCCGGUCACAACGUUAUAGUGCUUUUUAUCUUUCUGAAGUGACAUUUUUGUUUGAGAAAAAUAUGAUUCAAUCUUGAUGUCUACACAUUUGUGACUAUCUAUGAUAAAAAGGCUGCAUUUCUGUUUCAUUUGAAAAUGGCCAUGACAUGCCAUUUGCUUUGAUUUUAAUAGGUUUAGGAGUGAUGAUCCUCAAUUGCAAUUGGUUUUCUGUCAACUUACGCUAAAUGAAAGACAUGUAGCAAACCACAUACUUCCAUGUUAAAUGGGAAGGCCCUUAGCUAGUUUAGAGCAAUCAUCAUCAGUAAGGAUCCAGUCUACAAGCUUGCAUAAUAUGAAACAUUUUACCCUGUGUUGCAAUCAUUGUUUAGUUUCUUUGACAAUUAUUGUUGCUAAAAAUGACUGGAGAUCAUUGUCAUAUAAAGCCUUUUUGAGCAUGGUAGCAUUACGCCGAGCCUCCGUUUCCCAGUCGCAGAACGUUUCACUAUGCUGUACCCCUACUUUCUGCCCCCCCCCACCUCAUUGCUCUGCUCCUUUGUUUAUUUUCUCACCUAUGUACUUUCAAACACACACACGCACACACAGACACACACACACACACAUACACGCACACACACACACAAACCAACACGUUCAGCUUUCCUUUCCCUGACCAAGAGGUUAGUCUAUAUGUGGUCAGCGUUUUAAGUGUGCACUCAGUUUGAUUAAAAACAUAAUGCAUUACUAUGUUGAGCCCAAACGUCACCCUCACCCCUAACCCCCCCAAAUUAAUGAACAAAUAAAGUUUUGGGAUCAUUGAUGA
Pungitius pungitius (ninespine stickleback) is the source of this 6595-nucleotide messenger RNA. RefSeq names its product SLIT and NTRK-like family, member 3a (gene slitrk3a). Gene Ontology annotation, biological process: axonogenesis; regulation of presynapse assembly; positive regulation of synapse assembly. Gene Ontology annotation, cellular component: GABA-ergic synapse; postsynaptic density membrane. The record is from RefSeq and is a predicted model, not a curated record. The coding region runs from base 961 to 3675 and encodes 904 amino acids. Lineage: Eukaryota; Metazoa; Chordata; Actinopteri; Perciformes; Gasterosteidae. The transcript has 3 exons. Gene Ontology annotation, molecular function: protein binding.